Cooperia oncophora is the source of this 2268-nucleotide messenger RNA. The record is from the annotation of a GenBank genome assembly. Lineage: Eukaryota; Metazoa; Nematoda; Chromadorea; Rhabditida; Trichostrongylidae.
AUGGCCCAAUUAUUGCUAGACGUGCUGCAGAAAACUAUUUCUCAAAAUCAGGAAGAUCAGAAGAGGGCGCUAGAGUUCCUAAAUGACGCGUCAACGCGAGAUUUCCCUGCUUUCGUCAAAGAGUUGAGCGUAAUCCUUCGAUCGGAAAGUUGUCAACCAUUUGCUCGCCAAGCAGCUGGUUUGCAGUUGAAGAAUGUCCUCUAUGCGAAGGAAGAAGAAACUCGUGCUCAGUACCUCAACAGCGCUGAGCUUCGCGCUACCAGCGAUAUUCGUACUCAUGUCAAACUGUCUUCGUUGUACAAACACUUGGCACUGAGCCUUUCCGGCCUUCUAUUGCAGCUCAGUGUGUGGCUGCAAUCGCCUGCGCAGAACUUCCAUCCGCUGUGGCCAGAUGUCAUCGACGCCUUACGUACUAGUGUGACGAAUCCUGGAAGUACUGCAUCGUUGAAGGAGUCGUCUCUUGAAACUCUUGGGUAUAUCUGUCAAGACAUUGACGCUGCAGUACUUGAGCAACAAUCCAACUCGAUUUUGACGGCAAUAGUACAUGGCAUGCGGAAAGAGGAGCCAUCGUUUCAUGUACGUCUGGCUGCCACGAAUGCCCUGUUGAACUCGCUGGAGUUUACUAAAAAGAACUUUGGAAUGGAGGCGGAAAGGCAUAUAAUAAUGCAAGUUGUCUGUGAAGCUACGCAAUGUACUGACACCCAUGUGAAAGUCGCUGCUCUACAGUGUCUUGUCAGAAUAAUGUCGCUCUACUAUCAGUAUAUGGAGCAGUACAUGGGAUCCGCACUCUUUGCGAUUUCGUUGCAAGCGAUCAACUCAGAAGUGCCGGAAGUUGCUUUACAAGGCAUAGAAUUCUGGUCCAACGUGUGCGAAGAGGAAAUAACCUUGAGCUUGGAAGCCGAGGAGGCCGCUGAAAAUAACAGAGUUCCGGAGCAGGUAUCGCGGCACUAUGCCAAAGGAGCUGUUUCCCAUAUCUGCCCUUUGAUGCUUGAAAUUCUUACACAUCAAGAUGAAAAUGACGACGAUGAUGAUUGGACUCCAUCGAAAGCGGCUGGCGUUUGUAUUAUGUUAAUGGCACAAUGCGUUGGUGAUACAAUUCUCGAAUCUGUCAUGCCUUUCCUCAAGCAUUUCAGUAGUACGGACUGGAAAUAUAAGGAAGCGGCUAUCAUGGCGUUCGGAAGUAUUCUUGACGGACCAGAUCCUGCAAAAUUGAUGACAUUGGUUGACCAAGCAAUGCCUGCGCUGAUCGAUAGCAUGGCUGAGAAAAAUGUAACCAUUCGAGACACCGCUGCAUGGACGAUCGGACGAGUGCUUGAGAUCUGUCCAGAAAUUGUCAAUAAGGAUGGCAUGUUAGCACGACUGCUCCCAGCUCUUAGCAAUGGGCUUCACCAAGAACCGCGUGUAGCAGCUAAUGCUUUGGUUGCUCUCGUCAAAACAGCGUAUGACAUGGCCUGUGGUCAAGGAACAGAUAGCACUGGACAGCCUGACACCUAUGCCCUUUCUCCUUGUUUCGAAGCUAUGGUCAGCGAGUUGAUCAAAACAACUGACAGAACUGAUGGUAACCAGUCAAACCUGCGGCUUGCCGCCUUUGAAACUUUGAUGGAACUCAUCAAGAACUCACCCAAAGACUGCUAUCCAGUUGUACAGAAUACCACCGUGUUGAUGUUGAAGAAGCUGGAACAGUUGUUGAAUAUGGAGGCAACUACAACAUCUAGUUCUGACAAGAACCAACUGAUGGACCUCCAAUCGCUGUUGUGUGCUACACUACAGUCAGUGCUGCGUAAGAUGCGUCCCGAAGAUGCGGCUCUGGUUGGAGAGCAUGUAAUGAAUGGGCUGGUACAGAUCAUGAAUCGUACUUCAGAACAACAAAGGAGGUGGAAGUGUGAUGGAAGAAGCGCUCUUGGCGCCCUGAACAACGGAUUUAUCGCUUACAUUGAUGCACUGAAACCUCAUCUCAUGAGAGCUCUCUCCAACCAUGAAGAACCACAAGUGUGCGCUGCUGCGGUGGGGUUGGUGACGGAUAUGUGUCGUGCCAUUGAAGUGAAUAUUGCACCGGCUCUUGAUGAUAUCAUGAAUACACUUGUUCAAAGUCUGCAGAGUCCACGGCUUGACAAAGAUGUGAAAGUGACAAUUCUCGGAUGUUUUGGUGACAUAGCUCUGGCGAUUGGAGUACAUUUCGAACGAUACAUACACAUCGUGAUGUCUAUGCUCGCAGAAGCUUCAUCAGCAGCCAUUGUCACAAAUCCGGUAAGUGUAACAAGAAGUUGA